This is a messenger RNA of Elaeis guineensis (African oil palm), 2873 nucleotides long. The record is from RefSeq and is a predicted model, not a curated record. Lineage: Eukaryota; Viridiplantae; Streptophyta; Magnoliopsida; Arecales; Arecaceae.
CUGAUUCCUUCUUAAAUUGUUAAAGAACAUGGCCUUUGUAGAAAUGCUGAUCCUUUGUCCAGUAUGGUGCUUAUGUAUUCACCCAUUUCUGCACCUUUUUUUAUAUUCAUGUUUUUCUAUUACCUUAGAUUUAGUUUUCUUAUAACAGGUAAUUUCGCUGCACAAAAUAGUGGGUUAAGAGUUCUGAAAGGGCAGCCAUUGCUAUUGCAGCCAGACAUACUUGUCAUAUUCUAAACAAGAUGCUAAUACUUGAUGUGCUUUAUUGCAUGUGACUGACACUUCGGGUUCAUGCCUACUCUGAUUCAUACUUUGAACAUAUCAUGGUUUUUGCUCCCAUUCUCAUACUUAUUUCCCAUUCUGGGUAUUGAGUCGGAAUACCAGUCUUGUAACAACCUAGGUAUUAAAUAAUGGUUUUGAUUCUUUUGAACAUCUCUCCCCAGGUGAAAUUCCAUUUUUGGCUUGGUUUGAUGUUUGUACUGUGGAAAAAAGUUUAAUAUGCAUAUUGUACUGGUUCUGAUUCCGGAUCAGAGUUCUAGAAAAAACUAGGUUGAUUGCUUGUUGGAAGUACCACGUUAUGGGGUUUUAAAUACCGUGGUAUGGUGGUGCAUCACUCAUAUACUGGCACAGUUUGUGCUGCACUAUGCCCCUGCACUGGCCCACCGUUUGUCAAUUUGGGGCAGUAUGUACCAUGAUGCGAUCGCUCUUCAAACUACGCUUUUUGGUGCCUUUCGAACAUAUUUAAAUUCUCUCAUGGUUGAUUCCCAGACCUGCUUGUUGAUGCCUGUAGCUUAAGGUGUUUGUUAGUUGGAGAGAAGCCAUUAUGAAGUCCCCUUUUGACCAGUUCUUGUUGCAGUUCUUUUUUUAUUUAAUAAUCUAUCUGUCUGUUGUCUAAAAUUUUGAAAAAUCUUGGAGCCUCGAUGCAGCGUGGUGGUAGAUCUCCGUACAGGGGUGGUGGUAGAAGGGGUGGUGGGUCUUUAAGAGGAGGGGGUGGUGGCAGAGGUGAUUUUGGCCACCACCCUUCAAGGCAAGAUGCUGGAGCAGCUGCUUCUUUUCGUGGUAGAGGACGAGGACGGGGUCAGCUGGGUAGGACUGGCAGCAGGAGGUUCCACCAGUUUGCUCCUGACUCACAACAACCUAGUGCUGCACCUGCACCAGGCAUCGAACCAACAUCAGUACCAGACAUAAAGCAGGCACCAUCACAGGCAUCAGCACCGGCUGCAGCGCCAGCACGCAUGCUACCAAAGCAUCCUCUCCUCCCUAUUGCAUGGUGCGAUAUUUGUAGGGUGGACUGCAACAGCUUGGAAAUUCUGGAGCAACACAAGAAUGGCAAGCGACAUAAGAAAACUGUGCAGAGAAUUCAAGAGAUACAAGCGCAGCAGAAACUCAUGGCUGAAUUACAAGCAAAUGUUGUUGUGAAGCCUGAGAUAGCCCUCCAAAAGGCUGAAGAAAACAAGGCUGCCCAAGUGGUUGAACCGAACAAAGCCUCUGAUCGAGUGGGUGAAGUGAAAAAAGCUUCUACUGCAUCAAAUAACAUUCCAUCCGCUGUCUUGUCUAAUCAGGCUGGUGAAAUGAACAAAGCCUUUGCUGUAUCAGAAAGCAUGACAACUGCAGACUUUUCUGACCAUGUUAUCGAAGCAAAUAAAGCCUCUGCUUCAUCGGAAAACUUGCCAGUUGCAACUAUGACAAUGGAGCAUAAAUUAGAAUUUGAGAUGCAAAGCCAAAAUGUUGACGGACAGUCCGAGCCUGCAAUGGAAGCAGAAGCAGGAAGUUUGGCAGCACUUUCUUAUGCGUCACAUUCUGAAGCACUGCACAUGGAGGGGCCCGCAAGGAGGCCACGGAUGGGUGGCCAUGAUAGGUAUGACAGGAGGCGUGGUCCAAAGCGAAAGAUGAUGAGGUUUGCUCGAGGUGGGAAGCAGUUGAGGAGCUUUGAACCUGUGCGCAGAAAACCUCCUGAGCAUCUCAAGGAGCGGCCCAGGGUGUGUACUAUGUGCAAUGUAAUGUGCGACACUUUAGCUGUUUUUGAGUCCCACUUGUCGGGGAAAAAACAUCUUUCCCGGAUCAAGCGGUUCCAAGGUCAAGAUACUGUUUAUGGGCCCAUCAGUGUCUAUAUUCCUCCAAAUCAACCAACGGCCUAUCCUCCUCAAGCUCCAGAACCGUUGUUUUAUGGCCUUGGGAGUCAUGAGAUGCUCCAGCAGGAGGCUCAUGAGCUUCAAGGUCCCCCGGUGGAAGGUUGUGGUCCUCAACAGGGUAACCAUGCUAACCAAGCUUUAGAAGCUGAACGUUCAGGUCUGGUGUCUCAGGCUGAGGAAAGUUUGGAACAUCCGGCCCAUGAAAUCCCGGCAGGUGAGGCUCAGGAAGCUGUAAUCAUGAAUGCUGAAGGGCAAACUGCCAUUUCUGAGUUUAAAGAAAAGCAACCUAGUCAGUCACUUAUGGUUUCGGCAGCUGCUACUAUGGAAGAGGGUGCUGUUUUCCCAACCACAGAAGAUGUAGGUCCUCUUCCGGCAUAUGGAGCGACCCCUGGUGAUAGUGCUGUUCUGCCUGGACUUGAUAUCAGACUUCAGGAGUCGAAUGCUGAAAAUGGAGAACCUGGCAAUAGGGUGGAUACAACUUCCAAGUGAACUGCUAAGGAUGUUUGGGUCCAUCAAAUUUGUCCAUCUGGUCAAUCUUUUGUGCUUUAUUAGGUUUCUAUGGGUAAUUAUUGGCUGAUAUUAGGAAGCUUUAUCAAAUCAAUUAUGGGAUUGUAUAAUUGGUUAAUGAGUCCUGUUCAGGGUAUGUAUGGACCUGAUGAUUUUGGAGAAUUUUAUCAAACUGUAUGAGCAGAAACUUAUUUCUCGGUUGGUUAUCUUACGGAGAAUCAUAACCUUGCUGAAAAA